GGUUGCAAAGUGUUCGCUGCAUUGGGGCAAGAUUGCGGGCGGCUCGGCUUUAAGGCUUGUGCGCCGCUGCAGCUUUUUAUAAACGGCCCGGCUCACUUCGCUUCUCGAAUCAUCUCGCUCUUGGGUUUCCGAUAUGGCGGCUCUGCGUGGCACGCUGCUGAGGGGGAGCCGGGGCAUCUUUACCCCUUGGAGGCAGCCUUUACUAUCCAUGUACCUGUCCUGCCUCCACCACUUCCUCAGGUUCCUAUUGAAUCUCUCCCCCCUCCCUCUCCCUUUAAACCUGGGCCCUCUCGUCCUGGAUUCCACAGUCCGAGUGGAAGACCGUCCACACUCACGCUCUGGAUACCUGACAAACUGAUGCACCUGCUGCUCUGCUACUGCCUAAGGAGUAAAGACCCACCCGGCCUCUCCCUGUAACUCAGCCGCGCCAACAUCUAGUAAAGAUGGAAUACUGAUGCAAGGUUGCAGCUGUUUCUUCUCCACUAGCGCUCAGCGGCCAACCAAGUUCUAUGAUGAUGCCGAGGCUGCUGUGAAAGACAUUCCAGAUGGUUCUACGCUACUGGUGGGAGGCUUUGGGCUGUGCGGAAUCCCAGAGAACCUCAUCGGUGCCCUGCUGAAGACUGGCAUCAAGGGAAUCACGGCCGUCAGCAACAAUGCGGGAGUGGAUAACUUUGGCCUGGGGCUUCUGCUGCACACCAAGCAGAUCAAGAGGAUGGUGGCGUCCUACGUGGGUGAGAAUGCGGAGUUUGAGCGCCAGUACCUCAGCGGAGAGCUGGAAGUUGAGCUGACGCCACAGGGAACUUUGGCCGAGAGAAUCCGAGCUGGAGGAGCGGGUAUCCCAGCGUUCUUUACUCCGACAGCGUAUGGCACACUUAUUGAAGAAGGUGGCGCCCCCAUUAAAUACAAUAAGGAUGGCAGCAUCUGCAUAGCGAGUGAGCCCAGAGAGGUGCGGGAGUUUAAUGGCCGACACUACAUCAUGGAGAAGGGAAUCACUGGCGACUUCGCCCUCAUUAAGGCUUGGAAGGCUGAUCGAGCUGGCAAUGUCGUUUUCAGGAAGACGGCGCGCAACUUCAAUCAGACCAUGUGUAAAGCUGCCAAAGUGACCGUGGUGGAGGUGGAGGAGAUCGUCGACACGGGAACCUUUGCCCCUGAGGAUGUGCACAUACCCAGUAUAUACGUUCAGAGGGUCGUGAAGGGGCAGCAGUACGAGAAGCGUAUUGAGAGACUCACGCUCCGGAAGCUGGGCGACAGCAAGCCCAAAGCCAAGACGGAAGCCGACAUCGUGAGGGAGCGCAUCAUCCGCAGAGCGGCGCUGGAGUUCGAGGAUGGCAUGUACGCGAACCUGGGCAUUGGGAUGCCGAUGUUGGCCAGUAACUUCAUCCGAAAGGACAUCACGGUGCACCUGCAGAGCGAGAACGGAGUCCUGGGGCUGGGUCCAUAUCCACUGGAGGGAGAGCAAGACGCAGACCUGAUUAACGCAGGUAAAGAAACGGUGACUGUGCUGCCCGGGGCAUCCUUCUUCUCCAGUGACGAGUCAUUUGCCAUGAUCCGUGGGGGUCACGUGAACAUGACGAUGCUUGGCGGAAUGCAGGUGUCCAAGUACGGUGAUCUGGCCAACUGGAUGAUUCCGGGGAAGAUGGUGAAGGGAAUGGGUGGGGCAAUGGACCUGGUGGCCAGCGCUGAUACCAAGGUGGUGGUUACCAUGGAGCACACCGCAAAGGGUGGAGUUCACAAGAUCCUGGAGAAGUGUACGUUACCUCUCACUGGCAAGCGCUGUGUCAACCGCAUCAUCACAGAGAAGGCUGUCUUCGAUGUUUGCAAGGACACGGGAUUGACGCUGAUUGAAGUGUUUGACGGUGUGACAGUGGAUGAAAUCCGGAAGUGCACUGGGUGUGAUUUCAGUGUCUCUCCAAAUCUCCGGCCUGUGCCCCAGGUCUGAGUGUGACAGGCCCCUGGCUGAUGAGGACAAGGCUUCACCAGGAUGACGGGGAAUCGUCUGCAGAAUGAUGGCUUUAAUUUUAACAAGUAUAUUUUGAAAUUAGUGUUCAUCCCUUUAGUUGUGGAUAAUUGCAGUGUUCUCUGCUCUCCGGGGGUGGGUGGGGCUGGUCUGUGGUGUUUGUGAUGGAUCUUCCCCUCUGCUCUGGACCCAGCGAUCCAGCACAGAAAAGGCCCCUUCGAGCUGUGCUUCUCAGCGACCCACCUAUUUAACCCUGGCCUAAUCACAGGACAACUUGCAAUGACCGGCUAGCCCGUAAAUCUCUGGAAUGUGGGAGGAUGUGGUCUUGGGGAGAAGGCCUGAACUCCUUGCAGACCAUGCUGGAAUUCAGCCCUGUGCUGUAAUAACAUCGCGCAAACUGCCAGCAUUCCCUGACACUGUACCCCGCCGUGGGCAGGAAUCCCACUCUGCAAGGCUCCCGGUGACGCUUGACCCGGUGACGCAGUCUCUCCGCCACAACAGUCCAGGCUUGGAAAGGGGAGGUCUCCGACUCCCCUCCAUCAAUCUGGCCGUCCUGUACACUGCAAUGAAGCUGUAGCUUGUUGGGAAGCUUGUACUGCUUCAGAGCCUCUCCGGCAGGGAGCAACGGAGAUGGGAGACAAGUUCCCAGUGUCCACGGGGACCCUCGACAAGACGGGCAGCAGCUCUGGAGAGGAGUAACCAGUAUUUUGGGCUGGGACCCUUCAUCAGAAUACAUCGUGUGAGUCCUGAUGAUGGGUCUUGGCCAGAGAAGUAGACUGACUGUUCCUCACCAUUGAUGCUGCCUGACCUGCUGAGUUCCUACUGCAUUUUGGGUGUGUUGCUCUGGAUUUCCAACAUCUGCAGAAUCUCUUGUGGCUAUGAGUGGCAGUGAUCACCCUGUGAGUAUGGAGCUGCCUUAACCUUAACCUGGACCCUGACAGAGACAUUUUAGAAUCAGCUGUUUUACUAUGAGGGGAGAUGGCCCUUGAUCUGUGAGGGACAGGCAAGCAUCAGUGCCACAUCCCUUCGUGCGCAGGUGGGCCGAGGAGUCAUUCUGAAAGAACAGUGGCCCCUGGGCACUUAAUGGGCCUGUACGUCAUGCUGGCUGUUGUCAGGGGUUUUGUGGUAAAAGGAUGAUCUCCAAGUCAGCAGGAGGUGGCGCAGAAACAGUGGCAAUGCCUCGUCCGCACCAGAAGGGCAGGUCCCUCCUCAGAUACCCCGCAGGAAGUGGCGAGGAUCAGUCGCCGGUUAUAGGUGAGGGGAAUCUGGGGUUGCAUAUUGUGAUGCUUGUACGAGUUGUGUGGGUGUGAGUGUGUGUGAAUGUGCGUGCUUGUACGAGUGUGUGUGCACAGGGUGAAGGAGCCUUCAGAUCAGAUACACCGUUGCACUAUUCCGGAUGACGAGUCGCUCGAUUUUGUGAGUGCUAGCUCCCAGGAGCCCGAGUUUGCCCGUGAUUUAUUUUACACACACUGGCAUCAUCCUUUAAAUGGAUCAUACCCCUUCUGCGCUCGGAGACCAAAACUGCAAAUGAUCCCAUGGGUGCCACUCCUCAGCCGGGUGGGUUCAGCGCGCAGACGCGGUGCCCGAACGAGGGCCCACUCUCCACUUUGUGAUUGUUCUUAAUAAAUUCACAGUUACAAUUUUUA
This is a messenger RNA of Hypanus sabinus (Atlantic stingray), 3603 nucleotides long. It is a transcript of the gene oxct1a, whose product is annotated as 3-oxoacid CoA transferase 1a. The coding region runs from base 455 to 1939 and encodes 494 amino acids. The transcript is spliced from 18 exons. The record is from RefSeq and is a predicted model, not a curated record. Gene Ontology annotation, molecular function: succinyl-CoA:3-oxo-acid CoA-transferase activity. Gene Ontology annotation, biological process: ketone body catabolic process. Gene Ontology annotation, cellular component: mitochondrion. Lineage: Eukaryota; Metazoa; Chordata; Chondrichthyes; Myliobatiformes; Dasyatidae.